CUUUGCCACAAUGCUAAUAUUGUAGGAAAACAAAUACAUGAACAGUGAAUCUUCAGUGUUUUAUUACUUUGCAGUGGCAGCACUGGGGAAAAUAUCUCUGUGCUCUGCCAUUUUGUCCGGAUGCAGACAUUUGAAGCACCUGUCAUGAAACCUGAGAUGACGUUUCAAUAAACCUUAAUGUAUAUGCAUGCAUUCCCUGCACAAAGUCAGUGUGGUUGUAAAGAGCCAUUGAAAGAGAGAAGAGAAAAAAAAAGAGAAGAUGCUUGAGUGUGGCAGCCAAAGUGUUGGGUAGAGUUUCACAUUCUAUAUAUAAGCUUGGUGACUUGUGUCCCUGCUGCUCUGUUUAAAUGCCAGAGUCCCACUGUCAAAACAGAGAGAGGGGAGCAACAAUAUGAUGGACCUUUUUGAGACCAACCCUUAUCUUUUCAAUGAUUUGCGCUAUUUGGAGGAAGGGGAUCAUGGACCACUGCAGCACCUGGACAUGUCCGGGGUGUCUCCUCUCUACAACGGCAACGAAAGCCCGCUGUCCCCGGGCCAGGACAACGUUCAGUCCGAAACCGGAGGGGAGAGCAGCGGGGAGGAGCACGUGCUGGCCCCCCCGGGCCUCCGGCACUGCGACGGCCAGUGCCUCAUGUGGGCCUGUAAGGUCUGCAAGAGGAGGUCGGCGCCGACGGACAGACGCAAGGCCGCCACGCUGAGGGAGAGGAGGAGGCUGAAGAAGAUCAACGAGGCCUUCGACGUGCUGAAGAGGAAGACCGUGGCCAACCCCAACCAGAGGCUACCCAAGGUGGAGAUUUUACGCAGCGCCAUCAGCUACAUCGAGAGGUUACAGGAGCUGCUGCAGACGCUGGACGAGCAGGAGAAAACGCAAAACGGAUCAUCCCACAAGUUCAAAGAGCACAGUGUGUCCAGUCAUGAGUACCAUUGGAAAAAGUCCUCCGAGACCUGGCCGACCUCUGCGGACCAUUCCACUGCAGCAAUGAUGAACCAGAGAGAAGGAACCAGCGAGUCUUCUGGAGCCUCCAGCCUCCUGCGUCUGUCCUCCAUCGUGGACAGCAUCACCAAUGGCGAUAAAAACAACAUCAGCGAGGACGUUUCAGAAAACUGAAACAAACCCGAAGACCUCGACCUGCCAGCGAUUUUUAAAAUUUAAAAUUUUAAUUAUUUAUCUCUAAAUUAUUUCCGCUAUAUUCAGCCAUUCUGGCUUCUGUUUGUUAUGUAGUCCUCAUUUGUAC
Anoplopoma fimbria (sablefish) is the source of this 1235-nucleotide messenger RNA. RefSeq names its product myogenic factor 6 (gene myf6). Gene Ontology annotation, molecular function: RNA polymerase II cis-regulatory region sequence-specific DNA binding; protein dimerization activity; DNA-binding transcription factor activity, RNA polymerase II-specific. Bases 392 to 1108 code for a protein of 238 amino acids. The record is from RefSeq and is a predicted model, not a curated record. Lineage: Eukaryota; Metazoa; Chordata; Actinopteri; Perciformes; Anoplopomatidae. Gene Ontology annotation, biological process: regulation of transcription by RNA polymerase II; muscle organ development; positive regulation of myoblast differentiation. The transcript is spliced from 4 exons.